Molecule: messenger RNA, 1725 nt
Organism: Scleropages formosus (Asian bonytongue)
Lineage: Eukaryota; Metazoa; Chordata; Actinopteri; Osteoglossiformes; Osteoglossidae
Product: alpha-1-antitrypsin-like
Exons: 4
Coding region: 84-1538 (484 amino acids)
Molecular function (GO): serine-type endopeptidase inhibitor activity
Source: RefSeq, a predicted model, not a curated record
UCUGAGUAGGUACAUCUGGUACAAUCUGAAAAAGAAACAACCUUUAUUAAUAUUUUGUGCUUUUGUAUUUUGCAGCUGUCAGGAUGAGGCUACUCCUUGGUCUGUGCACUGUUUUGAUGAUGCUCUGCACUUCUGUGCUGAAUGACCGCAGUGCAGGUGGUCACCAUCAGAGGGAAGCUCAUCAACAAGAGGAUGGGCAUUGGCAUGGACGUGGGCAUGGACAUGGACAUGGACAUGGACACAGAGAGGGACAUGAGCAUGGGCGUGGGCACCGUCACAGGAAGGGACAUGGGCGUGGCCAUGAGCACAGGCAUGGACACCACAAUGGGCACCAUGGACAGGGACAUCAUCACCAUCACCAUCACCAUCACCAUCACCAUCACCAUGAACGACAUAGAAAUGGGAGCCUCUUGAUAUUCAGACAGAAUGCGGAAUUUGCCUUGCAUCUGUACAAGUGCAUUGUUUCCCAGCCCGAUUCCCAAUGGAAGAACGUCUUAUUCUCCCCACUGAGUGUGUCACUCGCCCUGGCUGCUCUUUCUCUGGGAGCAAAGGGCGAAACACACCGGCAGCUCUUCAGUGGCCUCGGCUUCAAUGAAACAGAAAUCACUGUGGAGGAAGUGAACGAGGCCUUUCACCAGAUCCUCUUAGACCUCAGUCAGAAGACAGAUGUUGAUCUUUCAGUGGGCAGCGCUCUGUUUAUGAAUGACACCUUCCAACCUCAGCCAGAAUUUCUGGAGAGUAUGAAGCGUUACUACCACUCAGAAGCUUUUACUGCAGAUUUCACCAAGACCACUGGGACCACAGACCUUAUUAAUAAAUAUGUAAAUGAUAAAACUGAUGGCAAAAUUAACAAACUAAUUCAAAAUCUGGAUCCAAAUACAGUUAUGUAUUUAAUCAGCUAUAUGUAUUUCAAGGGUAAAUGGGAGAUUCCAUUUGAUCCUGAAGAUACACAAGAAAGUUUCUUCCAUGUAAACAAAACACAUAAAGUUCCUGUUCAAAUGAUGAAGAACUCAGGCUCAUUUCUCGUUUAUCAUGACAAAAAAGAAUCCACACAUGUUCUCCAGCUAUAUUACAACGAAUCUGUCUCAAUGAUGCUGAUUCUCCCUGAACAUGGCUUAAAGGCAUUAGAGAAAGUGUUAUCUGGAGAUCUUCUUUCGAAGUGGCGUAGAUCACUGAAGAAGAAGGAGUGUGAUGUUUAUAUCCCAAAAUUUUCCAUUGAAGCAUCAUAUGAUCUGAAAGACAUUCUGACUGGAAUGGGAAUCACUGACAUAUUUAGUGCAGGCGCUGACUUCACAGGAAUCUCAGACAGUCCAUUAGUUGUGUCACAGGUUAUUCAGAAGGCCAAUAUUGAUGUUGAUGAAUCAGGAUCCACAGCAACCGCAGCAACUGGAGUAAAGAUUAUGUUUUAUUCUCCACGAUUUCCCUUUACAUUGAAUUUUAACCAUCCUUUCAAGUUCAUAAUAAGCAAUCACAAAACCAGGAGUAUACUGUUCAUGGGAAAAGUUGUAAAUCCCACAGAAAAUCAAACAAACAAAUGAAUAUAUGUAUGUAUGUGUAUAUAUAUAUGUAUGUAUAUACAGUAUAAUUAUGAAUUUAUACAUACACAUACAUGAUCUAUUUGUAUGCAUCAUUUUUUGUUGAUUACCUUAUUCCAUGUUAUAAAUUGCAUGAAGAAUUCAACAGAUAUCUUAAUUUUCAAAAAAUAUGUUAAAUACUAGAAAUGAA